Molecule: messenger RNA, 1260 nt
Organism: Danaus chrysippus (African queen)
Lineage: Eukaryota; Metazoa; Arthropoda; Insecta; Lepidoptera; Nymphalidae
Source: the annotation of a GenBank genome assembly
AUGACAAUAGAAUUGUAUUUACGGAAGGAAAAUAGUUUGAGUAAAAAUGGUAGCGUUAAUAAGAAAAUUUCUGGAUCAAUUGCGAAGAAAGCCCAAGCCUAUUUACAUGCGGUUGAACAAAGCAACGGCCAAAAAGUGACGAAGAUUCAGAAGUCUGGUCUUCCUCGGUUGGAGGCUCUAGAGAGAGUUUCCCAUAUACCGAUAGUGGAGUCUGGCAUCGAAAUGACAGAGAAAAUAUAUUCACGAAUUAAGGAAUCAAACCCAUUGAUUCGUUGGUACAUGUCAUUUGGGGAGAAGUCGUUAGCCACUGGCUUCCAGUUGGCCUUACCAGCAGUACAUCUUCUGGAGACGCCUAUACAUCAGCUAGACAGAUUCCUCUGUAUGUCACUUGAUGUGGUGGAGAAAAGGGUGCCGUCGAUUUAUCUGCCACCACAAGCCUCCGACCGUUGCCAGAUGUAUUCAGAGACGCGUCAGUACGUGCUCCGUAGGGCGGACUCCGUGAAGCAGCUUGGAACUGCUGUGUUGGACUCACGUGUGACUGCUGCUACAGCUAGUGCCUUGGACCGAGCACUUACCACCGCUGACAAAUACGUGGACAAGUACCUACCACCUGACUACCAAGAUGCAGCUGAUGUGACUAGUGCGGAGGUAGGUGAUAAUGAAGAGUCUGGUCGAGCUCGUGCAGCACAAGCCGUGCAGCACGGCGCCAGGCUCAGCCGCAAGCUGCAAAGACGACUUACAAGACAGGCCCUGGCUGAGGCGAAGGCUAUCAAAGAACAAAUACACGUGCUUGUGUACGUAGCUGAACUGGUGGCGACGGACCCAGCUCUCGCCUGGAAGAAAGCCAAGCAGUUGUAUUCUAAUCUCUCACAACCAGAGCCAGAAAAUCAGGCGCGUCCUGACACAUUGGAACAACUGCUCGUGCUGUUAGCCAGAGAGUCUGCCAGGAAACUAGUACACCUCGUUAACUACACUCAAGAAGAUCUGCCUAAAAACAUCCGUCAAGGAUAUAACCUGGUGACCAGGCAACUCACUGUCGCUACGAACGCUUUGAUGAAGACUCUCCCCGUAGACUCCGCUAUGAGCGAGGUCCGCAGCCUCCGCUCCCGGCUCCAGGAACUCCUCAAUCAGCUACAAGCCACAUCCAAAACUUAUUUGGAACAUUUGGCAAUGCUGGUGGCUGGUAACGAGGAACGAGAGAAGAUAGCUCCACGCGGCUACGAACGUUCAGAAAAUGUCACAUACAAUGGAGUCAAUUAA